GUUUUAUUGUCCUGCGCAUGCGCCUACGCGGUCUCUUUACUUCCUCUAAGUUGUCGAGAAUGAUAGUCGAUGCGCGCCUGGCUGUUGUGAGGUAGAUAAAGUGACUUCGGAAGCUGCACACAAGUUUACAAGAGCGGUCGUGUUUGAUGGAAGACAGUGACCUUCACCCUUCAGAAGCUACUGUUACUGGAAUGCUGAACACUGAGUCCCCUGCCAUGGAGAGCAAUGGGGAUGCCUUUCUUCCGUACCUUCCAGCUUCUGGUCAACCUGCAGAGUGGUCACUAGACCAAGUGGCUCCAGAGCCGUUCGCUAACAUCUUGCCCGGGGAGUCUGAUGCAUCCCAGGAUGUUCCUGGGCAGCAGCAACCAGAUCAGCAGAUGAAUUCCACAGAACUGGGGUCUGUGGAGAAGGCAGUUGAGCAGUGUCAGCUUGCCACUGCCCAGCUCUUCCAAGAAGAGCACCCUCCACCUCCGCCGCCGCCACCACCUCCACCUCAGCCCGCAGAAGAGCCAUCAGAAGAGAAUACAGAGCCAGCGUCUGAACAUGGUGCAGACCCAGAGGCUAAUAUAUAUGAUAGCACUCAAGAUGGGGUGACACAGAUGGCAGAGGAUGGCAUGGAGCUUGAAGACCCAUCCAAAGAGAUCGCUCAAGAACCUGUUUCUCUGGAGCCAGAAGUGCCCAGUGAGUUUGAAAGACUUUUUAAAGUCUGUGAAGACAACCCAGAAGAUUUUAAUGGCUGGGUCUACCUGCUGCAGUAUGUGGAGCAAGAGAAUGUCCUUACAUCUGUGAGACAAGCAUUUGAUGUUUUCUUCUUACAUUAUCCCUACUGUUAUGGCUACUGGAAGAAGUAUGCAGACAUUGAGAAAAAACAUGGCCAUAUACAAGUUGCAGAAGAGGUCUACAGAAGAGGAUUGCAGGCUAUUCCUCUGAGUGUUGACCUGUGGCUGCACUACCUGACCUUCAUCAAAGAGAACUCUGACAAUACCGACCCAGAGACUGAAGGACGCAUUCGAGCUACCUAUGAACAUGCAGUACUUGCAGCAGGCACAGAUUUUCGCUCGGAUCGUCUGUGGGAGUCCUUCAUUAACUGGGAGACAGAACAGCAGAAGCUGGCUAAUGUCACGGCAGUCUAUGACCGCAUCUUGGGCAUCCCAACCCAGCUUUAUUCACAGCACUUCCAGAGGUUCAAGGACCAUGUACAGGGCAACCACCCCAAACACUUCUUGUCAGAGGAGGAGUUCGUUCAGCUGAGGGUGGAGCUCUCCAAAGCCAGUCUAUCGGCGAUGGUUGGGGACAAUGACGAGACGCCUGCUGUUCAGGAGGAGUUGCCACCUGGUACCGAGGAUCUUGCAGAUCCGGCUAAGAGAGUGACUGAGAUUGAGAACAUGCGCCACAAAGUGAUCGAGGCUCGCCAGGAAGUCUUCAACCACAAUGAGCAUGAAGUCAGCAAGCGCUGGACCUUUGAAGAAGGGAUUAAGCGACCAUACUUCCACACCAAAGCCUUGGAGAAGACCCAGCUGAACAACUGGAAGGAAUACCUGGACUUUGAGAUCGAAAACGGGACUCCUGAGCGUGUGGUCGUUCUCUUUGAAAGAUGCCUCAUCGCCUGUGCUCUCUACGAAGAAUUCUGGAUAAAGUAUGCAAAAUAUCUAGAGGGCUACAGUACUGAAGGUGUGAGGCAUAUCUACAGGAAGGCGUGCACCAUCCAUUUACCCAAGAAACCAACCAUUCACCUACUGUGGGCAGCCUUUGAGGAGCAGCAAGGUGACAUUGAAGAGGCUCGUAGAAUCCUGAAGUCUCUGGAAGUGGUUAUCCCAGGUCUAGCCAUGGUGCGCCUUCGGAGAGUCGGCAUGGAACGUCGCCUUGGUAACUUGGAGGAAGCAGAGGCAUUGUUAAGGGAGGCAAUGGAGUGUGCGAGCAGUGCUACUGACACAUCGUUCUAUGCUGUGAAGCUGGCAAGGCAGCUGAUGAAAGUGCAAAAAAGUCUUAGCAAGGCCAAGAAGGUGCUGCUGGAUGCUAUUGAAAAGGACCAGACAAGUUCAAAACUUUAUCUGAACUUGCUUGAGCUGGAAUACAGUGGGGAUGUGACACAGAACGAGGCGGAGAUCUUGGCUUGUUUUGAUCGAGCCUUGAUGAGCCCAAUGCCUGUGGAGUCCCGGCUCCUUUUCUCGCAGCGAAAGGUGGAAUUCCUUGAGGACUUUGGCAGUGACAUCAAUGUGCUUGUGGCUGCACAUGAAGAACAACAGAAACUACAGAAAGAAAUUGAGUCCUCAAAGAGGAAGGCUGAGAAUGGAUAUGACAGCUCUCAAGAACCUGAUGCCAAGAGACAGCGUGUGGACGACAGUCUAGCUGCAGCAAAUUCAAUGACAGACAUGCAAGCUAAUAACUCUGCAUACAACUAUAACUGGUACCAGCAACAAUACGGCGGAUGGGGACAGAAUUCCUGGGGGCAGUACAACCAAUAUGCCCAGUAUAACCAGUACUACCCCCCUCCUCCUACAUAAUAGACAAAAUCCCAACCUGAAGAUCAAGACUGAGGAAAUCAUCCUUUCUUUGACUUGCCUAGAUUUCUGAACAGGGCUACUUUGACCCAGCAACAGACUGCAAUAUAGACAAAUGUUUCUUUUUCUGAGUUAAUGUGUGCUGAUCAGUUAAAUUACACUUUGUAGCCAUUGGUUGGAAUACAGAACAUGCUGUCCUCCCUGGCAGUCAUGUCGACCAUUUACUUGUUAUUUUGAAAACAAAUUGCUACAUUCAUCUCUCAACACUGGCUGCUUUUCUGGGUUCUUUUUAAUGCAUGUUAAUUGUGAAGACAAAAUUAACUUUUUCAUUGUGUGAAGGCUUUUUCAUUUUAGAUGGGACUUAGUUUGUUCUCUUUCUUAGUGUUUAGGAUUAGAACUGCAACUAAGGUGGCAUUCAUUAAUGUAACACUGAUUUGUGUUUCUCCUUCCCAAGCUGAAAGAUUUUUCAUAUUUCAUGGUUGUUUCCACAAAAAGAAAUGAAGAUUUCCUCGUUUUUUAUUUUGACUUGAUUUCAUAAUAAAGAGAAUGAUAUCCUGCA
This is a messenger RNA of Betta splendens (Siamese fighting fish), 3060 nucleotides long. It is a transcript of the gene prpf39, whose product is annotated as PRP39 pre-mRNA processing factor 39 homolog (yeast). The record is from RefSeq and is a predicted model, not a curated record. Gene Ontology annotation, cellular component: commitment complex; U2-type prespliceosome; U1 snRNP. Bases 147 to 2504 code for a protein of 785 amino acids. The transcript has 15 exons. Gene Ontology annotation, molecular function: protein binding. Lineage: Eukaryota; Metazoa; Chordata; Actinopteri; Anabantiformes; Osphronemidae. Gene Ontology annotation, biological process: RNA processing; mRNA 5'-splice site recognition.